AAACUGCGAAGGCGAGAGCAUCAUACUAGUAUGAUCUGUGUGUUUCUAAAUCGUGUAGUCACUGUGGGGGAAACUAACGAAGUCAUUCAUAAUAGCAAAGAAGAAGAGGAGUUAUUUAGUUUUACCACUUAGUAAAACACCACAACACACUCACCAUGUCUAUUAUGUCCUAUAAUGGAGGGGCCGUCAUGGCCAUGCGGGGAAAGAACUGUGUGGCGAUCGCUUCGGACCGGAGAUUUGGCAUUCAGGCUCAGAUGGUGACCACAGAUUUCCAGAAGAUCUUCCCCAUGGGAGACAAGCUGUACAUCGGGCUGGCUGGACUAGCGACUGAUGUUCAGACAGUAUCCCAGAGACUUAAAUUCAGACUGAACCUGUAUGAGCUGAAGGAGGGUCGCCAGAUCAAACCCAAGACCUUCAUGAGCAUGGUGUCCAAUCUGUUGUAUGAAAGGAGGUUUGGGCCAUACUACAUCGAGCCUGUGAUCGCUGGACUUGAUCCCAAAACCUCAGAGCCUUUCAUUUGUUCCCUGGAUCUGAUUGGCUGCCCCAUGGUGACAGAGGACUUUGUUGUGAGCGGCACCUGCUCAGAGCAGAUGUACGGCAUGUGUGAAUCUUUGUGGGAGCCUGACAUGGAACCAGAGGACCUGUUUGAGACCAUCUCCCAGGCGAUGCUGAACGCAGUGGAUAGAGAUGCAGUGUCUGGUAUGGGAGUCGUUGUACACGUCAUUGAGAAAGACAAGAUCACCACACGAACCCUGAAAGCCAGGAUGGACUAGAGCUUCUGUUCUCCACACACUUCACCAACACACGUUUUGUAUAAAAAUAAUAAACAAUGCCUGUUCUGUCUUUUUCUUCUCAAUAAAACAUAGGUUUAAACAAUGAA
Messenger RNA from Centropristis striata (black sea bass), 880 nucleotides. RefSeq names its product proteasome 20S subunit beta 3 (gene psmb3). Gene Ontology annotation, biological process: proteasome-mediated ubiquitin-dependent protein catabolic process. Gene Ontology annotation, cellular component: proteasome core complex, beta-subunit complex; proteasome core complex. The record is from RefSeq and is a predicted model, not a curated record. The coding region runs from base 156 to 773 and encodes 205 amino acids. The transcript is spliced from 6 exons. NCBI's taxonomy places the organism in Eukaryota, Metazoa, Chordata, Actinopteri, Perciformes, Serranidae.